UCCUCUGUCCACUGCAAACCUGUCUGCCUCCUUCUCCUGCCAGGCUUCUCAGGAACACUGGCCCUGCUACCAGAACCUCAGGAGCCCCCAUGAGUGCCUGCAAAGGGAGUCCUGGAUAGUGAGUUCCUGGCUUGUCCAGGGUGGACACUCCACCAUGCCACCUAUCAUCCAGCACCUACAGCAGGCCACCAAGAUGAUGAGCCGCAGGAAAAUCCUGCUACUGGUGCUAGGUUGCAGCGCCGUAAGCCUCCUCAUCCACCAGGGGGCACAGCUCAGCUGGUACCCCAAGCUGUUCCCGCUGAGCUGCCCGCCCCUGCGGGACUCGCCGCUGCGCCCCAAGCACACGACUGUGGCCUUCCUGAAGACACACAAAACGGCGGGCACGACGGUGCAGAACAUCCUGUUCCGCUUUGCCGAGCGCCACAAUCUGACUGUGGCCCUUCCCCACCCCAGCUGCGAGCACCAGUUCUGUUACCCGCGUAACUUCUCCGCGCACUUCGUGCACCCCGCCACGCGGCCGCCGCAUGUGUUGGCCAGCCACCUGCGCUUCGACCGCGCUGAGCUUGCACGUCUCAUGCCGCCCGGCACAGUGUACGUUACAAUCCUGCGUGAGCCGGCCGCCAUGUUCGAGUCGCUCUUUAGCUACUACAACCAGUACUGCCCAGCCUUCCGGCGCGUACCCAACGCGUCGCUCACCGCCUUCCUGAGCGCGCCCCAGGCCUACUACCGCGCGGGUGAGCACUUCGCCAUGUUCGCACACAACACGCUGGCUUACGACCUGGGCGGUGACAAUGAGCGUAGCCCACGCGACGACGCCGCCUACCUGGCGCGCCUCAUCCGCCAAGUAGAGGAGGUCUUCUCUCUCGUCAUGAUCGCAGAGUACUUCGACGAGUCCCUGGUGCUGCUGCGGCGCCUUCUGGCCUGGGAUCUCGACGACGUGCUCUACGCCAAGCUCAAUGCGCGCGCUGCCAGCUCUCGCCUCGCCACCAUUCCCUCGGCGCUGACGCGGGCGGUGCGCGCCUGGAACGCUCUGGACGCUGGGCUGUACGAUCACUUCAACGCCACCUUCUGGCGUCGCGUGGCACGCGCUGGCCGCGCCUGCGUGGAGCGCGAGGCCCGCGAGCUGCGCGAGGCCCGGCAGCGUCUGCUGCGCCGCUGCUUCGGUGAUGAGCCCGCGCUACGGCCGGCUGCGCAGAUCCGCACCAAGCAGCUGCAGCCCUGGCAGCCCAGCCGCAAAGUCGACAUCAUGGGCUACGACCUGCCCAGCGGCGGCGCUGGCCCAGCCACCGAGGCCUGCCUCAAGCUGGCCAUGCCCGAGGUGCAGUACUCCAACUACCUGUUGCGCAAGCAGAAGCGCCGCGGCGGAGCACGGUCCCGCCCCGAGCCGGUCCUGGACAACCCCCCGCCUCGGCCCAUCCGAGCUCUGCCCCGCGGCUUCCAGGGCCCCUGAGCUCCGGGCCCCCAGCCCCUGGGAGUCCGGCCCGGUUCUGCCUCCAUGCCAGUCCAGUCCAGGGUCUGGCCUUUCCAGAGGCGUGAGCUGCACGCAGAACUUUGGAUGCGUCUCCCUAUCCUGGGCUGAAUCUGGUCUUUGGGGAUGGCGCUGAUAGGCUGGAUCGAGCUCUGGGCCACCCUCCCCUCCUUCCCAAGUGGUUGGUGACUUCGACAAAAGGCCUGAGGCUGUCCACAACUGCCCACCUUGCCUUUUUUCUGGGGGCUGAGCCCUGAAAA
Otolemur garnettii (small-eared galago) is the source of this 1728-nucleotide messenger RNA. It is a transcript of the gene GAL3ST3, whose product is annotated as galactose-3-O-sulfotransferase 3. The transcript is spliced from 2 exons. The coding region runs from base 155 to 1450 and encodes 431 amino acids. Gene Ontology annotation, biological process: glycolipid biosynthetic process. The record is from RefSeq and is a predicted model, not a curated record. Lineage: Eukaryota; Metazoa; Chordata; Mammalia; Primates; Galagidae. Gene Ontology annotation, cellular component: membrane. Gene Ontology annotation, molecular function: galactosylceramide sulfotransferase activity.